Molecule: messenger RNA, 3237 nt
Organism: Penicillium cataractarum
Lineage: Eukaryota; Fungi; Ascomycota; Eurotiomycetes; Eurotiales; Aspergillaceae
Product: putative DUF814 domain protein
Exons: 5
Coding region: 1-3237 (1078 amino acids)
Biological process (GO): ribosome-associated ubiquitin-dependent protein catabolic process; rescue of stalled cytosolic ribosome
Cellular component (GO): RQC complex
Molecular function (GO): ribosomal large subunit binding; tRNA binding
Source: RefSeq, a predicted model, not a curated record
AUGAAGCAGAGAUUCUCGUCGCUAGACGUCAAGGUCAUCACGCAGGAGCUGGCCGCGGAGCUGGUCAACCUCCGCGUGUCCAACAUCUACGACCUCUCCUCCCGCAUCUUCCUCUUCAAGCUUGCCAAGCCAGAUCACCGGCGCCAACUAAUCGUCGACUCCGGCUUCCGCACCCAUGUCACACAAUACUCCCGCACCGCAGCGUCCGCCCCCUCGCCCUUCGUCACCCGCCUGCGCAAGUACCUCAAGUCCCGGCGCAUCACCAGUAUAACCCAGAUCGGAACGGACCGUGUCAUCGAUAUCUCCUUCAGCGAUGGCACAUACCACCUCUUCCUCGAGUUCUUCGCGGGCGGCAACAUCAUCCUCACGGAUCGCGAGCUCACCAUCAUCGCGCUAUUCCGACAAGUCUCCGCCGGCGAGGGCGAAGAAGCCAAGCUAGGGAUAAAGUAUACCGUGACGAAUAAGCAGAAUUAUGGGGGUGUGCCGGAUAUCACGGACGAGCGGGUGAAGCAGACGCUGGAGAAGGCUAAAGCGGUAUUUGCGAGUGAGGCAGGUGCGCCGAAGAAGUCGAAGAAGAAGAAUACCGAUGUUCUGCGGAAGGCUCUCUCUCAGGGGUUCCCGGAGUAUCCCCCGCUUUUAUUGGAUCACGCGUUCGCAGUGAAGGAGUUUGAUCCCGCGACGCCGCUGGAUCAGGUCUUGGGACACGAGGCUGCCUUGCAGAAGGUUAGGGAUGUGCUUGAGGAGGCUCGGCGGGUAUCGGAUAGCUUCGGCGUUGGCGAGAAUCAUCCUGGUUAUAUUGUUGCCAAGGAAGAUACGCGAGCUUCCGCUGAUGGAGAGAGUGCCUCGAAGACGCCUGGUCUGUUAUACGAGGACUUUCACCCGUUCAGACCGCGGCAGUUUGAUGGCAAGCCUGGAAUCACCAUCCUCGAGUUUGACCGGUUCAAUGCUACGGUUGACGAAUACUUCUCGUCUCUGGAAUCGCAGCGUUUGGAGUCCAGGUUGACGGAGAAAGAAGAGGCUGCCAAACGCAAGCUAGAAUCUGUCCGAGAGGAGCACCGGAAACGCAUUGACGCCCUGAAAGACGCACAGGAACUGCAUAUCCGCAAGGCUGGCGCCAUUCAGGACAACAUGUACCGGGUUCAAGAGGCGAUGGAUGCGGUCAACGGUCUUGUCGCGCAGGGCAUGGACUGGGGUGAAAUUGCCCGUCUUAUUGAGAUGGAACAAGGUCGGGGGAACCCUGUUGCGCAGAUCAUCAAGCUUCCGUUGAAGCUGUACGAGAACACCGUCACUCUUCUGCUUGCGGAGGCUGGUGACGAUGAGGAGGAUGACGAGGAAGAGCUUGCCUCCAGCGACGAAUCUGAAUCAGACUCGGAAGGCGAAGAGCGGGAGGAGAAGCGACGUGCAGACGCUACCUCGAAGAUGUUGUCCAUCGAUAUCGACCUCGGUCUAACCCCUUGGGCAAACGCUUCGCAAUACUACGAUCAGAAGAAACAAGCGUCUGAGAAGCAGCAGCGGACUGCCCAGUCAUCCUCAAAGGCUCUCAAGAGUCACGAGAAGAAGGUCACGGCCGAUCUCAAGAAGAGUCUGAAACAGGAGAAGCAAGUUCUACGCCAGGCCCGCGUGCCCUUUUGGUUUGAAAAGUUUGUCUUUUUUAUCUCCUCGGAAGGCUACUUGGUUAUUGGUGCCCGCGACGCGAUGCAGAGCGAACUCCUAUACCGCCGCUAUCUCAGCAAAGGCGACAUCUUCAUCCACGCCGACCUCGAAGGCGCCCUUCCAAUCGUCGUCAAGAAUCGUACCGGAAACUCAGACGCACCAAUCUCCCCCAGCACCCUCUCUCAAGCCGGAAAUAUGUGCGUGGCAACAUCCACGGCUUGGGACUCCAAGGCCGUCAUGUCUGCGUGGUGGGUGCAUGCGCACCAGGUCUCCAAGACUGCACAGGUGGGCGGUGGCAUCUUGCCUACGGGUCGAUUCGAGGUGAAGGGCGAGAAGAAUUUCCUUGCGCCUUCGCAGUUGGUUCUGGGAUUUGCUGUUCUGUGGCAAAUUAGCCAGGAUAGCGUGAAGAAUCACAAGCAGCUGUUUGAUGUAGCGGCGGAGACUGUAGAUGCAGAGGUUAAGGAGGCACCCCAGGAUGACCGGGGGGCCGCUACAGAAGAAACUGCUCUCGAAGCCGCUCCUGUGGAAGAUGCUACUACUACUACUGUCGACGACGAGGCUCCUCAAGAUGAGCAGCAGGAAAACGAUGCUUCUGGGGAUGAGGAGGACGCAGAAGAAGAUGAGGAGGAUCAAGCUCCAGCUAGAAACCCCCUUCAGCGUGGCAACUCUGAACUCCCCAUCAGCUCGGAACAGCAAUCGCCCGAAUCCGAGGCAGAAGAGGAUGGUGACAAGGAAGAUCCAGAGCUGGAGUCCGUGCAAGAAGAGCAGGCUGCUGAGGAGAAUGACGAGGCGUCACAAACCCCGACCUGGCAAGGAGGAACCGGCUGCGCCGCGCAUCCCCCAACCCGCGGAAAGAAGGCGAAGGACAAGCGUGCAGCAGCCAAGUACGCCCAGCAAGACGACGACGAGCGCGAACUAGCCCUCCGCCUCCUCGGUUCCAACAAAGGCAAAGCCGCAAAGGCCGCCAAGGCCGCCGAAGCCAAAGCCCAACGUGAACGCGAAGCCGAAGCCCAAAAAGCCCGUCGUCGCGCACAGCACGAACGCGCCGCCGAAGCCGAACGCAAGCGCCAGGCUCUUUUCGAAGAAGGCGGCGACGAUUACAACGAGGAGAUUGCCGCCGCCGAAGCGGCAGAUCUCAGUUGGUUGCCCGCACUAGUUGGCACCCCUUCACCAGAUGAUGAGAUUCUGGGUGCGAUCGCGGUGUGUGCCCCGUGGGGCGCGCUGGGACGGUACAAGUACAAGGUGAAGCUGCAGCCUGGCGCCGUCAAAAAGGGUAAAGCCGUCAAGGAGAUCGUUGGACGAUGGGUCUCUGAGACGACGACAGGCAAGGUGAAGAAGGAGUAUGCGGAGGAUUUGGGGAUUUCGAGGGUUGAUGCUGAGAAGUUGCGGGAGAAGGAGGGAGAGUUGAUUAAGGGGUGGAAGGAGACGGAGAUUAUUAAUACGAUGCCGGUUGGUAAAGUGCGUAUUAUGACGCCUGGAAGUGGUGGUGGUGGAGGUGGAGGGGAUAAAGGGAAGGGUGGUGGGAAAGGUGGAAAGGGUGGAGGUGGUGGGCGAGGAGGAGGGAAGGGAGGGAAAAAGAAGUAG